AUGACUGCUGCCAAAUAUUCCCAUCCAAACAGGCUCUCUCCACAAUCCAUAGCUUCAUCCUCGAUGAACUUUCAAUAUACUGCCCCUCUGACUUUUCUUGAUUCCUUAUUUGCAGUUAAAACUUCUAAAGAGCUGGACUCCGUAAGUCCAUCCUCCAUUCCCGUCGAAUUACGCUUAUGCGAAAUUUGCAAAACAGGAAGCCUCAGGCGGUACGCUUGUCCAAUAACCAAGAGGUCUCUUUGCAGCCUUGCUUGCUAUCGUGAAAAUCAGAAGCUUACUAUCCAGGAAGCUGCGAUUGAUGGACUUGACGUGGUCUCUUAG
Protopolystoma xenopodis is the source of this 321-nucleotide messenger RNA. The record is from the annotation of a GenBank genome assembly. NCBI's taxonomy places the organism in Eukaryota, Metazoa, Platyhelminthes, Monogenea, Polystomatidea, Polystomatidae.